CGGAGAGUUCCACCCUCCGCUGGCUCUAACUUUGGAGGAGAUCCGACACCGAGCCUAUAUUUGGGAGAAGGAAAGCAGGAAAACCGAUCUGCCGCCACCGAGGAUUUACCGAGAGGAUAUAAACCGGAGGAGCUGACGAUUCGGAGUUCCGUCACCGGGAUUUGUUUUCCAGACGGACGUCAGCGGAGCGUGAGAUCACAAUGAGGCUCUGAGCACAAAAGGCCGCGAGGAAGGAGGACAAAAGACGAAGGAUUCCUGAGGAGGAGGCGGCGGCUUGAAAGGAGGGAUUUGUAUGCUCCCCUCCACCACUCGGACAUCCUCCUUUUUUAUUUUCCACCGCUGACAGAAGAAUGCCGGGUGAAGUGAGGCUGCCCAGGACUAGAGCGCUGCUGCUGGGGCUGCUGCUGGCGGCGGCGGCCUGCAGCGGCGUGGAGGUGGACCUGCUGGGAGACAUGGUGUUCGUGGAGGCCGACGACCGGCUGGGCGGAGAGCUGGAGGCCUCCAUGACCUCCUCGCUGCUCGGGGAGUUCCAGGAGGCCGAGGGGAUCCGGCCGAUGGAGGCGGCCGACGUGGCGACGGCCCGGCAGAACCCGUCGACGCCGACCGCCUUCCCGGACUCCUCGGCGGUGGUGGGGAGGAUCUUCCAGAUGAAGGUACCCAACAAGAUGGAGGACGUUCUGCUGGGCGACAUCGUCAAGAUCACGGAGAUGGGGAAGGACUCCCUCCCCUCCUGGCUCCACUGGGACGCCGGCAGCCGGAUCCUUCAGGGCCUCCCCCUGGACGAGGACAAGGGCGUGCACUACAUCUCCGUCUCCAUCUCCAACCACACCAAGUCCUCGUCCUCCUCGGAGGUCUUCUCCAUUGAGGUGCACCCCGAGGACCACCCGGACGUGGACUCGGCCCAGACGGCGUCCAACCAGGCGUCGGCCGAGGACGACGUCCAGCCCUUCAUGUGCGCCAACGAGGAGCCGGUGACGGUGCUGACGGUGAUCCUGGACGCCGACCUCACCAAGAUGAGCUCCGAGCAGCGGGUGGAGCUGCUGGACAGCAUGAGGAGCUUCUCCGGCGUCGAGCUGCAGCACAUGAAGAUCCUCCCGGUGGUCAACAACCGACUGUUCGACAUGUCUGCCUUCAUGGCCGGGCCUGGGAACGCCAAGAAGGUGGUGGAGAACGGUGCUCUGUUGUCCUGGAAGCUCGGCUGCUCGCUGGACCAAAGCACCGUCCCAAACAUCAACAGCGUCCAGGGUCCUGCAAAGGAAGGCGCCAUGUCGGCCAUGCUGGGAUACCCAGUGGUGGGCUGGCACAUCGCCAACAAGAAACCCCACGUCCCGAAGCGGGUCAGACGGCAGUUAAACAACACCCCGACGCCUGUUCUGGCGGUGCUUCCUCCAACAACUGUGGUGGAGCCGCCGGGGAGGAUCAUCCCGACCCUCUCCUCACCUUCUAUCGCUGCACCAACCGAAAGCUCCGCUCCCCCUGUACGAGGCCCGGUACCCCUUCCAGGCAAGCCUACCAUCAGAGUCCGGGACCCGAUUGCCCACACCCCAACCCUGGGACCUCCCCAACCAACAAAGGUGUUGGAGAGCACCAGCACGAUUCCCAUCCAGCCCACCAUGACCAGGCCAACAUAUGUGGAAGCCACCGCCACGCCACCCUCACCAACCAGAAGGCCCACCAAGAAACCCAAGAGACCCAAAACUACACCGGUGUCCAGAGAACCAAAGACCUCCACAGCCAAGCCGCCAAGGCGCACGACACCAGCACCUGGUUUGGUACCGGAUCCGUACAACGAGAAGCCUGUCCUGAGGAACCCCAUCGAUCAGGUCAACGCGCUGGUGGGAACUUAUUUCGAGGUCAAGAUCCCUUCGGAUACCUUCUUCGAUAAGGAGGAUGGAACUACAGAUAAGCUGCGUCUGACCCUGAGACACAAUCACAAUGAGGUGGUUGCAGACGGAUCGUGGAUCCAGUUCAACACCACCAGCCAGCUCCUCUAUGGCCUGCCUGAUGUCGAUCAUGUUGGAAAACAUGAGUACUUCAUGCAGGCGACCGACAAAGGUGGCCUGAAUGUAUUUGAUGCUAUCGAGGUCCAUGUGAACCGCUGGCCAGCGAAUGACAAAACCCCUGUGAUAUUCAGAGCCCGGUUCGACGGCGAGCCACGUUUGGUUACAAGCGACAUCCACAAGAAGAUCCUCCUGGUGAAAAAGCUGGCCUACGCACUGGGCGACCGCAACAGCAGCACCGUGAGCCUACGCAACAUCACCAAAGGAUCUAUUGUGGUUGAGUGGACCAACACCAGCCUCCCACAGCAUCCGUGUCCGAAGGAACAGCUGCAAAUUAUGAGCAGGACACUCGCAGAUGCUGAUGGAAGACCUUCUCAGACCUUCAGGUACUCCAUGGAGCCUGAGUUCAGGCCACUGGGCGUCAGUGUGAAGGGUCGUGCGAGCUGCAGAGCGUAUUCCUUCAUCCCACCAGAGGAGAUCAACAUACCAGAACCUCCGGCGGUCACUCCGGGUCUGGGAUCGAGCAGACACAGCACAGAUGACGUCUACCUCCACACGGUGAUACCUGCUGUGGUGGUGGCUGCGAUCCUGUUAAUAGCAGGAAUCAUCGCGAUGAUCUGCUACAGAAAGAAGCGAAAGGGCAAGCUGACCAUCGAGGACCAGGCCACCUUCAUCAAGAAGGGCGUGCCGAUUAUCUUUGCGGACGAACUUGAUGACUCAAAGCCGCCUCCUUCCUCCAGCAUGCCCCUGAUUCUGCAGGAAGAGAAACCCCCUCUUCCACCUCCAGAGUACCCCAACAUGGCCACGCCGGAGACCACCCCCCUGAACCAGGAGCUGCUGGGGGAGUACACGGCCCUACGAGACGAGGACCCUAACGCGCCUCCCUACCAGCCACCACCUCCCUUCACCACUCCCAUGGAGGGCAAAGGUUCCCGUCCCAAGAACAUGACUCCCUACAGAUCUCCACCUCCCUACGUGCCGCCCUAAGACUUGUUUACCCCUCUGCUGGUCAGGCGGAGGGUGAGGACGCCUGAGGAACUGUUUCCAUUCUGGUGUUUUGUCUGUCUGGACAUUUAAAGGGAGCGACAACAAGAGGUGCUAAAGUACAACACAGUUACAGGGGACUUUGGUUUGGGAUGGGGAGUCAUGAAUUGGGAUGGGACGAUCGAUCGACACAGCUGGGAGGGACUACUGUUUCAGCGGUAGCCCAGCGACUACAGUGGCCUAAGACAAACAAAUUCUCGUCACACUGGCUUUCGGUUUGACCGGUUGGUCAGAAGCGACAGUUGGGAGAUGAGCUCUCCCUUCCCAGCAUUUCAUUUUUCUCUCAGUUGAUUUUGAUUUUUUUUUUUUGUCCUUUCCAUCUUUACCCCGAGAUUGUUAGCUUUUUUCCCCCGAUUUUUCUCUGGACUGAAGCCUAACAACUCUUCUUCUGUCUUGCUUUUGAAUAAUCCAGUGAACUGUCAUCAGACCACUGCAGGCAGCAGUUUUUAAAAGUGAGAUCCCUUCGAAUACAAGAAAAAGCUACUAUCGCACGGAUCUCCAAUCACCCCUGCAGACGACACAAGAGAAUGGGCGGUGGAGUUGUGUGAAUGAGUGAGUGUGUUUAUUCAGAUUCAAUACGGUUUGCCUUUUAACACUUGUUGUCUGUUUCUAUCCUUAUUCACAAUGUCUAGUAAAGCUGAGAAUAACAAGGUAGCCUAAAAAAAAGAUUUAGAGAUGAAUAAUAAAUAUUUUGUUUGUUUCAUUGGUUUUAAAAUUCACUGUAUAUCUGGAUGACGUUCUGAUAGAUUGUUAUAUUUUUUUGGUGGUGGAAGAAAUCGGGGUGGGGGGGGGACUGCCUCGCUAAAAUAACCUGCGGGAGGUUUUUAUUCCUGUUUUACAUGAACAUUAAAUCACAGCACAUCGGAUGGACCUUCUGUUACAUCAGCAGACAUAAGCAGCAAGAAAACUACUGUUUUUAUUACCAGAUAAAGUUUGAUUUGGAUGCAAACUGUAUAGCUUAGAUGAAUUUCAGUUCAUUUGAUUUGAUUUCGGUUCGGAUGGAUGCUUGCGGUUCACACAUCUACAGUGAAAAACCAGGUUUCUACACGCACACGGCAGGAAGAACACCCCUGCAGUUUAUUUUGGACCAGGGAUAAUUAUUUUUUUAUGUAACGAGGCAGUUCGUCUCUCCAGUCUGACACAUUGUGUGCCAUGGAGACUGUAUGUACAGAUGUUCACGUUUUAGAGGUCACUGAGGAGAGGAUCGCGGAUGAGAUGGCGACAGAGAUUCGGAUGGAAAAAAAUGAGUUUCCAAUAAUUACAGUGUAUAACAGAAGUGAGGACAUCUUUGUGUAAUGUCACUGAAGUGUCAAAUGAUUCAAAAUCCUCAAAUGUUUAGAUUUACUGUAUUCAAAAUUCAAGCCCCACAGAAGGAACUUAAUGCAACCUUUAAUUACGGAGAUUAAAAUAUUUUAUUAGUGUGUCCACCUUUGUUUUUGAUGACUUUUGAAAAUGUCUUUUGUACUCAUCCAUCUCCGUGCUCCACUGUCAGGACUAUGCAUUCACUGUGGUAGUCCUGACUUGGAGAGACGCAAAAUGUACACAAAGACAUAAAAUAUACACAAAGAGAUAAAAAAAAUUAGCACAAGGAGAGACGAAACUACCACCGAAACCAACAAAAGCCGUCCGUACUUCACUGUCAGGACUAUGCAUUCACUGUGGUAGUGCUGGUCAGGUUAGACUCCAUCUGAGUCCAACUAAUUUACCUUCAUCUGACCAAAUAGUUUGCUUCUAACAUGCAUCAGGCUUAUUUUAUUGUUCUUUAGCAGAGUUUCAUUUUGCAGUUUUGUGCCAAAGGAGAAGCAAAGGUUUUGUUUCUUGUCCUCCGUCCACAGAGGUUGAUGUUCUGAAGUGUCCUGAGCUUCACACCAACUCUGGUUUUCAUUGAUAACUCCUGUGCCAAGUCUGAAGCAGUCUGUUUUUUACUGCUAGAUUGUAAAAGUAGUUCAGUGUAGGUGAGGUUAUUUCAGGAGGAUGACUGCUGCAGUCAUGAUUAGUGGUACUGUGACUCCUUCUGUACCUCCUGAUCACUCCUAUAACUCUGGUUCAUCACUGAUUUGUAGUUCCUUAGAUCCUUUUCCAUCUUUGUGAAGUCUUACAGUGAGAGUUUUCACUUGCUCUGUUCAACUCUUUUCCACUUGGAGCCAUGAUGCUGACAUAAACAGUCCACAGGUCCAAAACUAGUAUGUUCUGCUGUUCAGAGCUCAUUUUAGAACCAUGUUCAUGCAGGUGGACUCACUUUUGUUUCGGGGUCUGAUUUUCAGUAGUCUUUCUAAAGUUUAUUAUUAUUAUUGUUUAUGCGAGCAAAGCUUCAACUGUUCAACUGAAAAUGAAUGCAGUUGUUCUGCAGGUGGUACAAGUGUGAAUCAUUAAAUAUUUAAAGUGACAUUGCACCGGGAUGUAUUUACUUCUGCUGUAUAUUGUAGCUCGAUGAAAAUCUCCUUCUAAUUUUUUUACAAAGUUUUUGAUACAGCCUCAAAUUGUUUGAUUAUUACAAUAAAACACGAUUAAUGAUUAGUCUUCUGUGAUUUGUAAAAUUUUAGCCUAGAUUAUGAUUCAAUUAUGUAUUCUUUUUGGGUUUUAUUUUCUGUUUGUCAUGGGUCACAUGUUUCCAGUGUUUUAUUUUACUGUGUGUGUUUGCAUUUACAAAUGUAUCUCCCACCAUACAAAGAUGGAACGACCCAUACUUUAUGUAAUCACUGAUUUUAUUUUCAUGUCCUUUUACGUUUGCUGAUGAGUUUCAACUUGAAAGUGACCCUUUGCAAUAAUAAUGUAACGGCGCGGUCCGCUCAGCGACCGGCCGAUGCAGGCUCAAGCGAGUGACUCGUAUUGUCAUAAUAUUGUUGGUUUUUGCAGGAUGCCAAGGCUUUUUUGCUUAUCGAGUGUGCAUUGUAAUAAUAAAACCAACUGGUACCUUAAAACAGCAGAAUCCCCAUCCCGUCUUCAUUCAUGUCUGAUUUGACUUCCUGGUUCCGCCGGGAGUUCCCUCAUCCUGUCAUAGUCGCCGAUCAAACCCCGGCUGAUGUUUAUGGAUGAGGUUUUUGGUCACUGUCACUUUUCUACUGCUCCCACUUAGCCUUGAAUUGAUAAAUCAAUCUGUCCGAGGUCCACGAGAGGUUUUACCUCCGCCGACGGCUUGCUGCCUAGCAACCGUCUCCGGUGUCCUUUGGAACGGUUGCACUGCUGUCCUUUUUGUACUAAAUUAUUCUGCUAUUGAAUGACUAGUUGGACGAUUCAGUUUGAAAGCUCUGCCCAUUAAAAAGUCUACGCUGUGAAAACA
Messenger RNA from Acanthochromis polyacanthus (spiny chromis), 6324 nucleotides. RefSeq names its product dystroglycan 1 (gene dag1). Gene Ontology annotation, cellular component: sarcolemma; dystrophin-associated glycoprotein complex; basement membrane. Gene Ontology annotation, biological process: nerve development; axon guidance; muscle attachment. Gene Ontology annotation, molecular function: laminin binding; calcium ion binding. NCBI's taxonomy places the organism in Eukaryota, Metazoa, Chordata, Actinopteri, Pomacentridae. Bases 351 to 2987 code for a protein of 878 amino acids. The transcript is spliced from 5 exons. The record is from RefSeq and is a predicted model, not a curated record.